Messenger RNA from Helianthus annuus (common sunflower), 801 nucleotides. RefSeq lists its product as uncharacterized. The transcript has a single exon. The coding region runs from base 1 to 801 and encodes 266 amino acids. The record is from RefSeq and is a predicted model, not a curated record. NCBI's taxonomy places the organism in Eukaryota, Viridiplantae, Streptophyta, Magnoliopsida, Asterales, Asteraceae.
AUGGACAUAUGGAAUCCAAAAUCAAAACAAAUUCGCCUGGGGAUGUUUUUCAAGUCCAAACAGGAUGUGGACCUUGCUGUUCGAGAGUGGAACAUUCGCCGAGGAAGGGAAAUAUUCGUGGUGGAUAGCAAACCAACUUUAUACAAAGUUAAAUGCUACACGAGAAACAAAAAUUAUAAAAACCCUUUCCUGGUGCUCCUGUUUGUGAAUGGCGUGCAACCGCAUCAAAGCAAGAACUCCAACACUUGUGGCAGAUUACCAACUGGGGCACCUGCCCACAGUUGUUAUUCAACUGUGGUGCGCAACAACAACAGGUGCCUUAGAUCUAAGGAUAUCGGUGCAAACAUCCUUCCACAAAUUCGUACAGACAUCGCGUUUAAGGUAAAACACAUAAGGACGUUCAUAAAGCAAACCAUGUCCGUCGAUGUUAUGUAUACAAAGGCGUGGCGGGGUAGAAGAAAGGCAAUUGAGAGGAUAUAUGGAACUUGGGAUAGCAACUUUGCGGAGCUCCUGAAGUACGUGUUACGGCUUCAGUCUCGAAACCCUAGUACGGUGGUUAACUGGUUUCAUCACCCACAUUCGGCUCCAGGACAUCCAACAUUCAAAUAUGUUUUUUGGGCCUUCGGUCCCUCUAUUAGUGCAUUCCGUCUAUGCCAGCCUGUAAUCUCCGUGGAUGGCACACACUUGAAAGGUCCAUACCGCGGCAAGUUGUUGGUUGCGGUAACCAAAAACGCCAACAACUACAUAAUGCCAUUGGCGUACGCUCUGGUUGACGAAGAGACUGUCCAUAGUUGGUGUUAG